Messenger RNA from Thamnophis sirtalis, 447 nucleotides. The record is from RefSeq and is a predicted model, not a curated record. NCBI's taxonomy places the organism in Eukaryota, Metazoa, Chordata, Lepidosauria, Squamata, Natricidae.
CUCCUUCACCAGCUUCCCACACGUGGCCGGAACAGAGCAGAACCUUCGCUUGGCCAAGCAGAUCCAGAGCCAGUGGAAGGAUUUUGGCUUGGAUACGGCAGAACUGGUCCAUUAUGACGUCCUCCUUUCUUACCCAAAUCAAAGCUCUCCCAACUAUAUCUCCAUUACCGACGAGAGCGGAAAAGAGAUUUUCAACUCAUCGUUGUUUGAACCCGCUCCUGAAGGUUAUGCAAAUACUUCUGGAGUGCUACCUCCGUAUAAUGCUUUCUCAGCGCAGGGUGAGCCACAGUGGAAAUGUGUUAAAUCUCAACGGGGCAGGAGAUCCUCUCACUCCAGGCUAUCCAGCCACAGGUCAGUGUCCACAAGCCCAAGACUGACCCCCUUUGGGUAGGAGAAAACAUCACUUUUUGAUAUAAUGUUUGCUUUCCAUAUAUACUGUAUUUUUUG